AAAACGAAGAAGAACGCGCUUCCGGUUAGCCUGUCAAAAACAACCAGCUAGCAUUAUUAGCUGACCUCACCCGAAAGGAUACAAAAAAUGGAAGUAAAUCAAGCGAAGCAGGAGCACCUCCUCGCUUUAAAAGUGAUGCGGUUGACAAAGCCGACGCUCUUCACAAACCUGCCAGUGACAUGUGAAGACAGAGACCUGCCAGGGGAUUUGUUCUGUCAGCUGAUGAGAGAGGACCCGUCCACCAUCAAAGGAGCAGAGACCUUAAUGCUGGGAGAGAUGCUCACGUUACCGCAGAACUUCGGAAAUAUUUUCCUGGGUGAGACCUUCUCCAGUUACAUCAGUGUGCACAACGACAGCAGCCAAGUUGUGAAGGACAUUCUUGUGAAGGCUGACCUUCAGACCAGCUCACAGAGACUCAACCUGUCGGCGUCAAACUCGGCAGUAGCAGAACUCAAACCCGAGUGCUGCAUCGAUGACGUCAUUCACCAUGAAGUCAAAGAAAUCGGAACGCACAUCUUAGUUUGUGCGGUCAGUUACACCACUCAGUACGGGGAGAAGCUUUAUUUUCGGAAGUUCUUCAAAUUCCAGGUGUUGAAGCCGCUGGAUGUGAAGACAAAGUUCUACAAUGCCGAGAGUGACCUCAGUUCUGUGGUAAUUGUCCUUUUGUUCUCAUCGCUGAACAUUAGCUUCUCAUAAUCCUUUUUUUUUUGGUGCAGCAGAUUCUUUUUUUUUUGUCUUUCUGGGGCCAACAGAAAGGUGCAAAAGUAGAAGAAUGGAAAGUGAUGUAUAGUUUGAACACCUCGAUAGUUAUGAAUUAAUAAGUGACUUGUUUAUAUUUAUUUUAACGUAUUAGCCCUUUACAUUGACUUUCCAUUUUCUGUUCUUUUUGCGCCUUUCUUUGGACGCUCAUGCUUUUCUUGCAAACUCAUCCUACACAGGGCUUUGACUUUUGGAAAUUUAAGUUUGCGGUGUCAAAUUUCGGUGGGUUGGGAAUGAACUGAUUUAUUAUGAGGGGGAAAUGAGGAGUUCACAAACUGAUUGUUCAGAUUUUUCUAUUUGUGGAGAUGAAAACGAUUAUGUAACACUGCAGGCGUGAAGUUUGGUGCUCCAGAGAAUUUAACUUUCACCGUCUGAAUGAUCGUAUGGCUUUGUCAACUUUAACUGUCUGAUGAAAAAGGCAGAUUCAUCUUAAACUGCGGCCUUGUUUUUACAGACUUUGAGGGUUAAGGCUGGCUACACACUAGACUAUUUUCAAAUCUUAACCGAUUUUAGAAACAUUGGAGACCACAGACACAAGGACCGUUUCCACUGAUUGUUGACAUUAUAAUCCUCUGAACGCACACACUAGACCAGUGGUACUCAACUGGUCUA
Messenger RNA from Labrus bergylta (ballan wrasse), 1371 nucleotides. NCBI's taxonomy places the organism in Eukaryota, Metazoa, Chordata, Actinopteri, Labriformes, Labridae. The record is from RefSeq and is a predicted model, not a curated record.